Molecule: messenger RNA, 291 nt
Organism: Rotaria sordida
Lineage: Eukaryota; Metazoa; Rotifera; Eurotatoria; Philodinida; Philodinidae
Source: the annotation of a GenBank genome assembly
AUGAUAUGGAUCAAUAUCCUUGAAGAAGUGAAUGGUUCACUCAAAUUUCGUAAUGUUUCUUUCAAAUAUCCAUCACGCAAAGGAGUACAUAUAUUAAAAAAGUUGUCUUUCACAUGUAAAAAAGGUGAAGCAACAGCAAUUGUUGGUCCAAAUGGUUCGGGUAAAUCAACAUGUAUUGCUUUAUUGGAAUGUUUUUAUGAUCCUCAACAAGGUGCAGUUUUACUUGAUGGACAUGAUUUACGUAUACUAAAUGUUAAAUGGCUUCGUUCAAUAAUUGGUCUUGUACAAUAA